Messenger RNA from Grosmannia clavigera kw1407, 2187 nucleotides. Its product is annotated as serine/threonine-protein kinase chk2. Gene Ontology annotation, molecular function: ATP binding; protein binding; protein serine/threonine kinase activity. Bases 1 to 2187 code for a protein of 728 amino acids. The transcript has 3 exons. NCBI's taxonomy places the organism in Eukaryota, Fungi, Ascomycota, Sordariomycetes, Ophiostomatales, Ophiostomataceae. The record is from RefSeq and is a predicted model, not a curated record. Gene Ontology annotation, biological process: mitotic DNA damage checkpoint signaling; protein phosphorylation. Gene Ontology annotation, cellular component: nucleus.
AUGCCUGCCACAUUUCGCUUUCUCGUUGCUGCUGCUCUCAAGAUGCGUGACCUUCUAACCCGUCUGCCUUUUCAGCACGCUGCCGAGGAUGUCGCGCUCGAUGCCAAGAAGCCACGACGGUCAGAGCGGCUUUCCCAGCGAGUCGACUCGACCGAUGAUCUUGACAGCUCGUCGGCAGUCAAACCGACGGCCGCAUCGACAGCCGCAGUUGCUGCGAAGCCUGUGCAUCCAAAGACUCCCGUCUCGAGCCGCUAUCAGGUGCCCACGCCCCUGACCCUGCUCGCCACGGACGAAGCGUCCGACCAGCAGUCCAAGGAACCGACGGCCUCUCCGCCCGAAGGCCGUCCCAGCCAGGUGGCACCGCGCGGCGCAACCAACGGCGAUGUAGCCGGCAACGAUGCCACCGGCUCGUUCUCGUCGCCGCCCCAGGACACACAGGUGUUUCCGUCACAGAACGUCGACCCCAACUCGGCGCUCUCGGAAGAGGUCAAGGACGAGGUCAAGGAGGGCGUCUGGGGCUACCUGUUUCCGCUGGGGACACAUUACGGCAAUCAGAGCCUCGUGCUGAGGCGUCGCAUGGCCUGUCCAGACGAUGCGCCAUCGGCCUCGUCGGCCUCUUCGGCAGCCGCACCGAACAAGAAGGGCAAGAAGAAGGCGGCCAAGGACGAGGAAAAGAGUGCACAUGCGGGCGGCUACUUGAUAGGGCGGCACCCCGAGUGCGAUCUCAUGCUGGGCGACCCGAUCGUUUCGAACCGCCACUGCCUCAUCUUUGCCGAGCACAAGGGCACCGACACGGUGGCCGUGCUGGAGGACUUGUCGGCCAACGGCACGUUUGUCAACGAGGCGCUGGUGGGCCGCAACCAGCGGCGCGAGCUGCAGGAGAACGACGAGAUCGCCGUGCUCGACCGGGCGCGCUUUGUGUUCCGGUAUCCGCGCAGCCGAACAACCGGCGCCUUCCACCAGCAGUUCACGCUGCAGCAGAAAUUGGGCAAAGGCCACUUUGCCGAAGUGUUUCUGUGCGUGGAAAAGGCGACGGGCCAGCGCUAUGCCGUCAAGAUCUUCACCAUGCCGCCCGGCUUGGAUGACCGGUCCAAGCUGGAGGGCCUGCAGCAGGAGAUUGCCGUGCUGAUGGGCGUCAGCCACCCCAACGUGCUCUGUCUCAAAGACACCUUUCACGAGAAGGGGUCGGUGUACCUGGUGCUGGAACUCGCCCCCGAGGGCGAGUUGUUCAACUACAUUGUCAUGCAUCAGAAGCUGACUGAGGAGGACGCCCGCAAGCUGUUCCGGCAGCUCUUUGCCGGCGUCAAGUACCUGCACGAACGCAACAUUGUGCAUCGCGACAUCAAGCCGGAGAACAUCUUGCUGGUCGACCACGACCUGCACGUCAAGCUGGCCGACUUUGGCCUGGCCAAGAUCAUCGGCGAAGAGUCCUUCACCACCACGCUCUGCGGCACGCCCAGCUACGUCGCUCCCGAGAUCCUGGCCGACAGCCGCCACCGCAAGUACACAAAGGCCGUCGAUAUCUGGUCGCUGGGCGUUGUCCUGUACAUCUGUCUGUGCGGCUUCCCACCCUUUUCUGACGAGCUGUACUCGCGCGACUUUCCCUACUCCAUGACCCAGCAGAUCCGCGCCGGCCGCUUCAACUAUCCGUCGCCCUAUUGGGAUUCCGUCGGCGACCCGGCAUUGGACCUCAUCGACUGCAUGCUGAUGGUCGACCCGGCACAGCGCUUCACUGUCGAACAGUGCCUGGCCCACCCGUGGAUGACCUCGUCGACGCCGAGUCUGACCGAUAGCACGGACGGCCUGGUUGGCGGCGUGGCCGGGCUGCAGGUGAAUCGGCGCGGCGGCGUCGCCGGUCUGGCCCGCGAGCGCACGCUGCUGAGCGUGGCCAACUGCGUCAAGGUGGCCGAAGAGGUCGCCCGGGUCCCAGCCUCGGGCACCCAGGCGCAGCAACCGCCGAUCAAGAUCUUCACCAAGAGCAACAAACCAGCCGACAAAGACAAGCGGGAAGCCCGUCCGGCCGACUUCCAGGACGCCGGCGCCUUUAUGGAACACGGCGACCGCGGCGAUCCGGCCCUGUUUGACGACGACAGCAUCGCCACCAGCACCAUCGCCAAGACCGACAUCGGCUCGCCGGCCAAGGACAAGCCCAAGUCCAAGGGCAAGGCCAAAGGCAAGGCGCGUUAG